Molecule: messenger RNA, 631 nt
Organism: Trifolium pratense (red clover)
Lineage: Eukaryota; Viridiplantae; Streptophyta; Magnoliopsida; Fabales; Fabaceae
Product: universal stress protein PHOS32-like
Exons: 4
Coding region: 14-505 (163 amino acids)
Source: RefSeq, a predicted model, not a curated record
ACAAGAAGAAUCAAUGGCAAGUGGAAGGAGAUUGGGUGUAGCUGUGGAUUUCUCACCAUGCAGUGUCAAAGCAUUGCAAUGGACGGUGGAUAAUCUUGUCAGAGAAGGUGAUAACAUCAUUCUUGUUAUUGUUAGCCCAGAAGAGUAUGAGCAUGGUGAAAUGCAGCUUUGGUCUGUUACCGGCUCACCUCUAAUACCUCUAGCUGAAUUCAAUGACUCUACACUCUCAAAGAAAUAUGAAAUCAAACCCAGCCCUGAAGUUAUCAAAAUCGCCACAUCUGCCGUAGAGCAGAAAAAGGUUGUGGUGCAUGUAAAGAUCUAUUGGGGAGAUGCUGGUGAAAAAUUAUGUGAAGCAAUUGAACAAAUACCUCUAGAUAGUCUUACCAUGGGAAACAGAGGCCUUGGAACCAUUAAAAGGGCUAUAAUGGGGAGUGUUAGCAACCAUGUAGUGAAUCAUGCUACAUGUCCAAUUAUUGUGGUGAAGACUCCAGACCACCAGCAUUAAUUAUUAUUUUUUAAUUGAUUUGACGUAGGAACAAAUUUUGUACUUGUUUUUAUGUUUCUAGUGGUUUUGCAUAUAGUUUGUUUUAUGAAUUAACAUUAUAAAAUAAAUGUAUGAAAAUGGGUUUGU